Molecule: messenger RNA, 8893 nt
Organism: Anolis carolinensis (green anole)
Lineage: Eukaryota; Metazoa; Chordata; Lepidosauria; Squamata; Anolidae
Gene: frem1
Product: FRAS1 related extracellular matrix 1
Exons: 37
Coding region: 512-7042 (2176 amino acids)
Biological process (GO): cell communication; anatomical structure morphogenesis
Cellular component (GO): membrane
Source: RefSeq, a predicted model, not a curated record
AUCACAAUGUGAUAAGGUUCCCGUUGCAAUGAACGAAGAAGAAAAAGGGGGGAAAGAAGUGUGUGUAGGGGGGAGUUUGAUGUGCUGGGGCUCUGCCAAAAAAAAUUAGCUCAGUGUAAACACUUGAAGGCAUCUUUAGAAUGUCCUUAUCUGAGAGAGCACUGGAGCUUUUGUAUUCUGGAAGUUUUCAAACCAGCAGCUGUCUAGGAGCCAGGAUGGCAGGGACUUUUUAAUGUGGAUGUUUAGUACAAAGAAAAAUACAAGCCAGCUGACCAGAAAGACUGGAAUUUCAGCUCCCCACAGCCCACCUCCUUGGAUUUCUUCCUCUCCUGCUCUCCCUCCUUCUCCUCUCAUUUUGCAAGUCCUUCAAACCAGAGAUUAUUGGGUCAGCAACUCUCAUUAUCCUUCCCAAGCUCCAGUCUUCAUUUGCCAGCACUACCGAAGGAAUGCUAUUACUUGACAUAUCCUUAACAAAACACACAGGACACUAUUGCAUAAUGUCCUUGAAUGGAUGGUAAAGCUUCCCUUGAAAGGACGAAGAAGCCACCUCUUUUUCAAAGAGGUUUUCUCCUCUAAGAUGACGAAGAACAGCUGGCUCCUUUUGCUCUUUGCACUUCAUUUGAGAGGCAUCUGUUCCUCUUUCGUCAAUGUCAACCGUGGGGUGAAAGUGAUGAAAGGUCAGUCUGUUUUCCUGUCGCAAGAGGACCUGCAGUUUUCCAUCCCCAAAGAGAAGGAUGCCUGCAAAGUAGAAGUUGUGAUGAACGAGCCAAUCACACAACGAGUUGGGAAGCUGACCCCGCAGGUAUUUGACUGUCAUUUUCUCCCCAAUGAAGUCAAGUACACUCACAAUGGAUGUCCAAUUCUUGAUGAAGACUUAGUCUUGCUAAGGUUAUACAGAUUUACUGAAACUGAAACAUACACAGAAAUAUUUACCCUUCGUGUAAAGUUGCUUGAGCCAGAUUGUAAUAUUAUCAAGAUGAGCUCUAUAGCCCUGGAGGUCCCUGAGUUUCAUGGCCUGUCUAAUGUAAUUAACAAGAAUGUAAUUAUCUUGGACUAUAACAAGAAUAUGAACUUGGAGUGUAUGAUAAGCCUGAACUCUGUAGAAACCUUCUUACCCUCCAGUGGUCAGCUUGUGAUUGGAGAAGCCAAGGAAGAAGAACCUCGUGGAGAUCACCCUCAGAGUUUUUCCUCCACAUCAGGCCUGAAGACCAUUCAGAGCAUUAGCGUGAGCUGCCAGGACUUUCUCCUGAUGGGUCUUAGAUAUCAACAUUUGGAUCCUCCGUCACCCAGCAUUGAUUACAUUCCUAUCAGACUGGAUCUCACUGAUCGCAGAAGCAAAGCUGUGUACAAGUCUGAGCAUGUUUGGAUUCCUGUUCAGAUCAGAGGAGCAAUUUCUAACCAGGCCCCACAAGCUGCUUUCAUGGCUAUGUUCAUUCUGGAAGCAGACCAAUUUAUUUUGAGUCCAUUGUCAACAGCGAUACUGGAUGCUGAAGAUGGUGAAACGCCCAAAUCUCUUCUCGUGUUUAACAUUACCAAGCCACCUGAAGAAGGCUUCAUCACUCACCUACAAGAUCACACAAAGCCUGUCUCAUCUUUCACAUGGAAUAGCCUCAAUGAUAUGCUUAUCGCAUAUCAGCCUCCAAACAGGAGCCAUUCAGAGAGAAGAAAUUAUGAGGUAGAAUUUCAAGUUCAUGAUUUGUACUUUGAGAAGAGUCCACCAAUCACUCUCUAUAUAUCUGUCAGAACAUCAGAAACGAAUGCUCCUCGAGUUUCAUGGAAUACAGGUCUUGACCUCUUGGAAGGACAAUCUCGCCCUAUAACAUGGGAGCAGUUUCAGAUUGUAGACAAUGAUGAUAUUAGUGGUGUUCGCUUAGUCACUGUUGAUGGUUUGCAACAUGGACAGCUCACUGUAAGAGGAGGAAAGGGGUUCCUGUUCACAGUCGCAGACCUUAAGGCUGGUGUUGUCCAUUACCAGCAUGAUGACAGUGAUUCCACAAAGGACUAUAUUGUCUUCAGGAUCUUUGACAACCGCCACAGUAGCCGCCACAGGUUUCCUAUCAACAUCCUGCCUAAAGAUGACAGUCCUCCAUUCCUGAUUAAUAAUGUUGAGAUAGAGGUUCAUGAAGGACAAGUGAUUCUGAUCCAAGGAUCAAUGCUUCAAGCCUCUGACAUGGACUCUAGUGAUGACUACAUACUCUUUAAUGUCACCAAGUUGCCACUGGCAGGAGAAAUCAUGAAGAAACCAGCACCGGAUCUAAUUGGUUAUCCAGUCACUAAAUUCCUUCAGAAAGAUCUUUUUAAUGGAAUAAUUUACUACCAUCACUUGGGAAGAGAAAUAUUUGAAGAUUCAAUUGAGAUGGUUCUUUGUGACAGCCAUGAGCCUCCCAAUCUUUCCGAAACUCAGGUAGUAAGAGUGCACAUAAUUCCUGUGGAUGAUCAGCUUCCCAAAGAAACUCCAGGUGUGAACCGUCAGCUGACUGUCAAGGAGACAGAGAUUGCCUAUCUGACAAAGAAGCAGCUCAGUUUCAUAGACACAGAAGCGCAGGAUAGAGAGCUCAUCUAUACUGUCACUUCCCCUCCAUUAUUCUCUUCUUUGCAUCAUUACACAGAUGCUGGGAAAUUGUUUAUGGUGGACAGCAUUUCCAAACUGAUCAAGGAUCCUGCUACUCCCUCACUGAGAUCGUUUACUCAGCAUGCCAUAAACCACAUGAAAGUGGCAUAUAUGCCACCGUUGCAAGAUAUUGGUCCUGAGCCUCAGUACAUUCAGUUCAGAUUCUCAGUCAGCAACCAACAUGGAGGAACUCUGCAUGGCAUCUGUUUUAACAUUACCGUUCUUCCUGUGGACAACCAAGCUCCAGAGGUUUUUACAAACAACUUGAAGGUACAAGAAGGAGGGCUGUCCACUAUUACGGAGAAGAACAUUUUGAUUUCAGAUGUGGACACAAAGCUGGAAAACAUUCGUGUCCAACUACUAAGGCCACCUUCCUACGGGACUGUUGAAUUGGGAGGAAUUCCCAUCGAUGAAGGAGACCAACUGACUUGUGAAGAUUUGCACAAGUCCAAAGUCAGGUAUCACCACAAAGGGUCAGAGGUUCUUCAGGAUCAUAUCCUCUUUACCGCUACAGAUGGUGUUAAUUCCUUUGAGUUCAUCCUAUACAUUAAGGUGAUUCCUGUAAAUGAUGAGCCUCCGGUCAUGCACAUUGGCCUCGUCCCCAUCAUGCAGUGUCCAGAGGGUCAGGCAGUGCCCAUUACUUCAGAGCACCUUUAUGCUACCGAUGCAGACAGUGAGGACAUGCAGCUGACAUUCACUCUUGCUCGACAUCCUAAAUACGGGGUUGUGAAGAAGAAUGGAGUUGUGGUUGACGGUUUUUCCCAAGCAGCUAUUGUUUCUGGAACAGUAGCAUAUGAGCAUACGAGUGGAGAGAUUGGUUUGGAGCCUUUAUUUGAUAUCCUUACCUUUGUUGUUUCGGAUGAUGAAAUGGACCCAGAUGUAAAUGCCUGUUGUUAUGAUGGAUCUCUCCUUUCUACUGAAUCUCUUCAUAAAUCUUUUCCAUUGUAUGAUAUAAACAUCACAAUAUUUCCAGUGGACAACCAACCUCCAUCUAUAAUUACUGGCGCCAUGUUUGUUGUGGAUGAGGGCUCCACAGCUGCCAUUACAAUAAGCCACUUGUGUGGCACCGAUCCUGAUACUGAAGCAGAUGACUUGCAGUUUGUUUUAGCAUCUCCUCCUCAGUUUGGAUAUAUUGAAAACAUACUGCCUUCCCCUGGCUUUGAGAAAAGCAAUAUGGGAAUAAGUAUAACCUCGUUCCAGUUGAAAAAUCUGAAGGCUCAGCAUAUCAACUAUGUUCAGAGCAGGCACAGGAGGGUUGAACCAACCACAGACCAGUUCAUGCUUUAUGCCACUGAUGGGAAACAUCGUUCAAUGACAACACCAUUUUAUGUCUUAAUCAACCCAACCAACGAUGAAACCCCAGAAUUCAUGGCAAGGAAUAUUACAGUGAAGGAAGGUCAAAUGAAAGAGCUGGAUCCAUCAAUAAUCAAUGCUGUUGAUCUGGAUGUACCUCAAGAUGCUCUAAUGUUUACUGUCCUUCAACCACCCCAACAUGGUCUCCUCAUUAAUGGGAUGUACGGCAACAAUAUUGUACAUUACAGACAAGCAAUUCAUACCCACCAGCAUCAUGAGCUUCCCAUGCAGGGAUUCUCUAUGGAGCUUUUAAAAAAUGGAAUGCAGUUGAUGUAUAUGCAUGAUGAUUCUGACAGCUUAGUCGAUGGCUUUUCUAUCCAGUUAUCAGAUGGGAAACAUAAAGUGUCAAAAACCAUUUCAGUAGAGGUCAUUCCAGUUAAUGAUGAGAAACCAGUGCUGAACAAGAAGGGUAAGAUAGAGGUGAACAUGGGGGAAGCCCAAAUUAUUUCUGGUGCUGUUCUGUCAGCAGAAGAUAAAGACACCCCCAGGGAACAAAUUUAUUAUUUAUUUGAAAGAGUCCCAGAAAAUGGACAUCUUCAGCUCAAGGUAGGUCGUGACUGGGUGACCCUUGAGAACGGGAUGAAUUGCACCCAGGAAAACAUAGAUAUGAACAUUGUGAGAUACAUACACACUGGCACAAUUGGCUCAAAGGAACAAGAUAGUUUCGUGUUUUCUCUCUGGGAUGGAAACAACCGGUCUCCUGAGAUUGUUUUUCCCAUUGUAAUUAAGGAGGUUGGAAAAGGAAACAUUGCAGUUUCCAUGAGGCCCCUCACUGUAUUGAAGGGUGACAGAGGCCUCUUGAUGACUGACGUCCUCCUUGCAGUCGAUGGCACUGAGAAGCCAGAAGAGCUCCUCUACGUGAUCACCGCCCCUCCUCAGUAUGGACAGAUUGAAUAUGUUAGCUAUCCUGGGGUUGCCAUUACAAGUUUCAGCCAGAUGGAUGUGGCAGGCCAGGCAGUGUGCUAUGUCCACAAAAGCAAGGAAGCUUCUUCCAAAGAUACGUUCAGAUUCAUCAUCAGCAAUGGGCUAAGAACUAAACAGGGAGAGUUUGAGAUCAUCCUGGAGGCAGUGGACCAAGCCUUACCCACCGUGACCAAGAAUAAGGGGCUAAGAUUAUUGGAAGGUGGCAUGGCAUUCCUUUCUCCAGAUGUUCUACAGCUUUCGGAUCCAGACACAGCUCCACAAAACCUUUCCUUUCUCCUAGCUGAGCUCCCACAAUAUGGUCAGCUCUACAACAGGGAUUCUGGACUCUGGCGGCAAAGCUUUAGCCAACAAGAUGUGGACACUCUGAAUGUUGCUUACAGACAUGGAGGUGGUGAUUCUCGGAUAGACAGAUUCACAUUUGUGGCGACAGAUGGAGUGAAUCAAGGCUUCGUAGUAAAUAGCAAGGUUCAACUCGAGCCUUUGCCAUUCAUCAUUCAGGUGGAUAGCCCAGCAAAACCAGCACCAAAAAUUGUCCAUCUUCAUUGUGCUUCAGAUGUGGAACUUCUGAAAAAUGGCAACUAUGGUAUUUAUAUUACUGUCCGUUCACUGAAAGCCAUAGAUUGUGAUACAGAUGAUGGCCAAAUCAUUUUUAAGAUUUUGCGAAGACCUCAGUAUGGCUACCUGCAAAAUAUAACAACAGGUGGAUUUAUUCAAGAACAGUUCAGCCAGAAGGAUUUAAAUAGCAGAACCAUAUUGUACGUCAUUGAUCCUUAUGAGGAGAGCAAUUCAGAUAACCUGGAGAUUCAAGUUACUGAUCCUGAAGGAAAUUCGGCUGAACCUCAGAGGCUGGAACUGAAAUGGUCCAAGAUUGAAAUGCAGCAAGAUGUUUAUGAAGUCUGUGAAAAUGUGGGGAUGUUGCCUUUGAAAAUCAGCCGAUCAGGGCACACCGCCGAUUCAGCGUUUGUGGCAGUGAAGAUCAAUGAAAUGACUGCUUUGUCAGGAAAGGAUUUCACUCUGCCUCCUUCCCAUCUUAUUCAGUUUGAUCCAGGAAUGUCAACCAAGAUGUGGAAUAUAGCAAUUACCUAUGAUGGAUUAGAGGAAGAUGAGGAGGUCUUUGAAGUGGCUCUGAUCUCCCCUGUGAAUGCCGUUCUUGGCACCAGGACAAAAGCUGUCGUGAAAAUUUUGGACUCAAAAGGAGGUCAGUGCAGUUCAUUCCAUUCCUCCAGCCAAAACAGUCACAACUUAUGGAUGAAAGGAACGUUGCUUCCAGGCUCCUCUUCAUCUUCCAGGCCUGGAGCUGCUCACUUGGAAGGCAUCCCACGGCCCCCAUCGACAGAGGGAAUGGUGCAGAGAAAGGAUGAGCCACCACCAUUCAACUCUGCAAGGAGCAGGCUCAGGACCAUUGGAAAUGGCAAAAGAGUCCAUCCUUCUUCCAUUGUUAGAAAUGGCAAUGAUACAUUUCUUACAUACCAUGGGAUGGCUAUUUUAAGAGUGGAGGAGGACAACCCUUUGCAGAACAAGAAUGAGAUGGCAACCCUGUCAGGAAUUAAUCAAAAGGAAGUGAAGAAAAAUGGGGUUUCUCUCAAGAAAAUGGAAGUUCCACAAGCAGAUUCCAGCAUUCCGGUCCAGAGACUUUCCUUUCCAAAUAUAUGCACACCAGAUUUGAAAGGUCUCUUGCAUUUUGAAGAAAACACCCAGAAGAUGUAUCAAUGUGAUGGUAGUUCUUGGGCCUUAUGGAGUUAUGCAAACAAGGAUUCUACCAUAAAAAUCUGUCCUCCUGGAUGGAGUCACCAUGAUGGCAAUUGCUAUGUUCUGAUCACUGAUCCAAAAGUCAUAUGGACUGUAGCUGCCCGGAGCUGCAGGAGACAGUACCAUGGCAGUUUAGCCAGCGUGACUUCCACAACACAGAUGCAAUGGCUGUGGGACUUCAGUGGAAGGAAGUCUUUUUGGAUAGGCUUGAGUGAUCACAGAAAUCCAGGUCAAUUGGAAUGGAAUGAUGGAGAACAGGUUGUUUACACAAACUGGAAAAAAGGCCCACCCCGUCUCUCAAAGAAAGGAAAGAACUGUUUUCUAGCACAACAGCGAAGAAAAUGGCAAAGAAAAGACUGCAGGAAGGGCAAAGGAUACAGCUACAUAUGCUCUAAGAAACUGUAAAGAAAUAUACAUGUUUGGUUUUAUUUGUAUACAAUAAAGCAUAUUUAUUUGCAGCUGGAAGGACUGAAAGGAUUCAAAAUUGGAUAAGAGUGUGUCUUUAGAGAGAGAGAGUGGUCUAAUGUGAUAGAGCAGUGGUUCUCAACCUGUGGGUCCCCCAAUGUUUUGGCCUACAACUCCCAGAAAUCCCAACCAGUUUACCAGCUCUUAGGAUUUCUGGGAGUUGAAGGCCGAAGCAUAUGGGGACCCACAGGUUGAGAACCACUGUGAUAGAGGAAACCUUUACACUGGCUGUUCGUCAUACUUUUCCUCUCAUCCCUCCAAUGUUUAUAUGUUGAGUAUGAGUAAAGAAUGAACAGUUGUUUGCUUCCAAGUUCCUCCCUUUCAGGCUUGAUUUAAGACAGUGGUUCCCAACCUGUGGUCUGUGACCACCAGUGGUCCGCAAGAACUAAAAUAUGGUCCACGGCCUCACCAUUACAACUAUGGAUAAUAACACAGCUCAACCAAAAAUUUUCUUGGUGUCUUCAUUUUUAGGCCUGUUCCUGGGGUUAUUUGGGGUGCUGAUUCAGAAAAUUGCAUUGGACAGGCCACAUCAGCUCUAGAUUAUUAAAUAUGGUUUUCUGUGGGUAAGCAGAUGACGACUACUUGAUGGCAUAUGUUCUGUAUCAGAAACUAAAGCUGAUGUGGUCUAUUCAAUGCAAUUUUCUGAAUCAGCACCCCAAAUAAUCAAACCAAAUCAAAAGUUGACCAAAAACUGAUUCGUAACCCUUUGGGUACUAAUGUUGGAGAGUGGUCCCUGGUCAACGUGGUCCCUGGUCAAAAAAGGUUGGGAACCACUGAUUUAAGAGGUUGGAGAGAUAACUGGAGAAGAACUCUAUGGUGGGUACAGACAAUGUGCCACAUAUUUGAUCUACUCCAUGAUCCUUGGAUAGAACCUUCUCCUCCUCCAUUUUCUUGGCCAGAUAUGUUGAUGCUCCUUCUGAGCAGAGAGAGUGAGAUUUGUCUUAAGUCACCCAAUGGGUUUCCCUGGCUAGCAGUCUUCAGAGUCCUAGUCCAACACCCAAACCACUACACCAUUAUCACACCCACAACAUAAUUAGAACUAGAGCGAACACUAUUGUUUUAUGGAAGGUAGCCAAAAUGGAUCAAAAACCUACACACCGUCCAAGUUGGAGGAUAACCGAGGUAACCGAGAAGACUUUAUCAUACAUCAAGUACCAAUCUGUUGUCCAAGGUGCAGAAGCAACAAAGUUAUCACUUUGGGUACAGUAAGAAAGCCUGAUGACCUAUUCAAAGAGGGAAAGAAGCAAUGGUUUUAUUUAAAAAAAGAAAUAGCUGACAACACCACACCUCUUAACAUCUCAUUAAGACCUUCUUAGCACAGGGCUAGAAUAGAUAGUGUGGUGCCCUUUAACUACAAUUCUCAUUAGCCCCGGCUAGCAUGAUGAACAUUCUCUGGUUAUUUAUGGGAGUUAAGAGUCUGAAGCAUGUGAGGGGAAUCAGAUGUUUAUGUAAGUCUCAAAGAAAGGAGAUGUGAUUUCUCAGAACCCCCUUUUAAACACUGUAGUAGUUUAAUAUGUAGUUAAGAGUUUUACAAAUAUUUAUCAAUUAUAUACACAAUUCUUUGUCCUCUUAAAAAGUAUUUAAAACAAGAGGAUUGUGGAGGGAGGGUUGUAAAAAAUCAAAUAUUAUUUUCUAAAAUGUACUGAAAAUUAUGUUUCCACCAAUGCUGUGGCAUGGUUCAUUCCCUUUAAAUUCAAGUGCUGUUGAUCUAUUUUUGUACCCUAAAUAUCAUGUUAUAUGUGCUGUUAUACCAAAAGUAGUUUAAUAAAAAUAGUAUUACAAAUAAUACAA